Messenger RNA from Talpa occidentalis (Iberian mole), 2809 nucleotides. RefSeq names its product transmembrane protein 107 (gene TMEM107). Gene Ontology annotation, biological process: protein localization to ciliary transition zone; non-motile cilium assembly. The record is from RefSeq and is a predicted model, not a curated record. The coding region runs from base 125 to 547 and encodes 140 amino acids. The transcript is spliced from 5 exons. Lineage: Eukaryota; Metazoa; Chordata; Mammalia; Eulipotyphla; Talpidae. Gene Ontology annotation, cellular component: MKS complex.
UGGGCGGUGCCUGCGCGAGCGGGAAGGAGGCUUUUGUCGAAUUUUUGCCUGCUAUCCUAGGAGACUUCAGGAGUGGCCAUAUCAGAACUUCCAGCCCCAGAGAUCACGGCCUUUGCUCGAGGCCAUGGGCCAGAUCUCGGGGCUCGUGCCCUCUCGCUUCCUGACGCUCCUGGCACACCUGGUGGUCGUUAUCACCUUAUUCUGGUCCCGGGACAGCAACAUCCAGGCCUGCCUGCCUCUUACGUUCACCCCAGAGGAGUAUGAGAAGCAGGACAUUCAGUUGGUGGUAGCACUCUCUGUCACCUUGGGCCUCUUUGCAGUGGAGCUAGCUGGUUUCUUCUCAGGAGUUUCCAUGUUCAACAGCACCCAGAGUCUCAUCUCCAUUGGGGCUCAUUGUAGUGCGUCGGUGUCCCUGUCAUUUUUCAUAUUCGAGCGCUGGGAGUGCACCACAUACUGGUACAUUUUUGCCUUCUGCAGUGCCCUCCCAGCUAUCACUGAAAUGGCAUUAUUCGUCAGCGUCUUUGGGCUGAAAAAGAAACCUUUCUGAUCAUCUUACUACGGGAACGGAGGGAUCCAGGCUGGAGGAGGGAAGGACCAGUCAUCGUUUCUGGAAGAAAGAAUGCAUCAGCUUCGACUCUCCCUCUACAACUGCAUUUGUUGGAGGACAGCAGUGUUAGGAUAAACUCUCUGGGAUUAUCAGAUUUUUAUUUAGUCAUUUGUAAUAAAUUAUAUUUUAUAGUACGAUCAAGAUAUAAAAAUUUCAGGAGACCAAACUACUGGAGAAACGGAAGGAUGUUUUCCACUGCGGCAGAAAGACACUAGGUAUCGCUUUUAUUUUGGGUAUUACGGUAGAGGGCUGGCGGAAGAGGAUGGGCGGAGACAUGUAAAUAAGUAGCAUUUAUGGCUAAAGUAGCGAUUUCGGAAGUGAGUGGAGUAUUCUGGGAGGAAUUUGUUUGUCCCUUCUCGGGUGCCAAAUGGAAAAGAAAACAUAUUUUAAAGAGCUGCAACAAUGUAGAAACAGGAAUGGAAGAAUCUAAAUUACGUUAGCUUGCUCAGAGUAACAAGUUAUGUACUCACCCUAGCUGUUAGCGGAAUCUUGUUCACGGGGUGCGGAUCUCUACACAAACCCGUGCUAUCGUCAGGUAGGAUAAUCCUUACCUGUUCCUCCUUCGGGAGGGCAGAUAGAAUAUGAUGAUUGGAGCUCGCAUGAUUCGUGAUUAGCGUCUCUGCGUGACCAGGGCUCGCAACACCCUGGUUGCUCCUUUCUGAUUCUUCCUGACGAUCUUUGCAUUUUAAAUUCCUGGUAACUGUUAGAAUUUGUCUUGCGAGCUUGGUUAGGAAGUGUCAGUGGGUUUCUUUUUUCUAACAUAGUUAUGAUCCUUAACAGAUGUCUAGUCUUGUUUGUGUUUUCACACCAUAACUUUGGUUAUUCGUUAGCGUUUUUUACUUCAAAAGCUUAAAGGAGCAAGAAAGUCAUUUUAACUGUCAUUGGUUUUCUAUAAAGUAAUCGCUAAUAGCAAGAAGGGUCACUUGCUGGGAGUGGGAGGACUCCCUGGGACCUGGUAAAGCUCCCCUGUUGUUCAGUUACUAUCUAAUGAGAACACUGUACUUCUGCCUGUUAGCACAUGACAAGAACAAGUUCAAAAGGAGAUUAUUAAGACAUACAUGCUAUUGAGUAUUAUACAAACAAAUCACAAUAAUCUAAAAUUCUACAAUGUCACACGGGAUGAAUGUUCUCAGGGAUUAGAGGCUUGAUCAGGAAGUCGCAUCCCACUUCAGUUUUGCUUUCACUCCCACCCAGUGACGUAUUUCACCAAUUUGUGAAAGCUCACCUUUUAUUUUUUAGAAACGUUGUGAGCGAGCUACUAUCAAAAAUUAUGUAAACUUAUAAUUAAACUACAUUUAAAAACAGUUAAUAAAUACUCAAAAUUCAUUCCUGAUUAUUUUACUAUACCUUUGUGUGUCUUGAGAUGAUUUAUAUUCAUGGUAUCUGUAUGGUAGAAAUACUACCUAAUGAUGUACUACUGUGUAUCUCUCCCAACUCCUUUUUUUUUUUUUUUUAAGAUUUAUUUAUUUAUGCAUAUAAGAGCUGGGGUACAGGCCAGAGGUAUGGGGUGUGUGUUAGAGGAUUCACCAGAGACAGUGGGGAACAGAACAGGCGGAUUGACUGAAAUACACUGCUAAGGGGAGCAGCGGGCAAGUCAGGAGAGGUGUGCUGCGCCAUGUGGAUUGCUCCCUGGCAGGCCGGGAUCUAACUCAUGCUGCAGUGGCUACGGAUAGUUCAUAGGUUGCAUCUUAACCCCUUGCGCCACCAGGGAGGCCCCCAACUCCUUUAUUGACAUCAAGGUGGUAGAUUGAAAUUGGCCUUGGUGGGAGUAUUUUCACCACAGAAAUUGGCAAAUGCUCCAUAUCAGGCUUUGUUAUAUAGAUUUAAUAAAAUGAUGGAGAAAAUGUUUAAAAUAUAGAUUCAACUUAUAGGACAUGUCUGUAACUAUUAUAUUAUAAGCAACACAAAAUUUUGAGGAAAUAUUCUCCCAGUAUUUGGAAACUAUUAUCAAAUUCAGUAAAGAAGACAACUCAAAGCCUUGAGGAACCAGUGAAGUUCGAACAUACCUUCAUUGUUUCAUUUUUAUCUCACUCAAAAAUGUAAGUAAAGGGCCUCCCCGGUGGCGCAGCGGUUGAGCGCUGGGUUGCGAAGCUGCCCGCGGCCUCUGCGGCGCCGGUUCGAUCCCCGGCUGCUCCCCGGCCACCAGAGGAGGGUCCCACAUGGCGUGCAGACCUCUCCUGCCGCCCGCUGCUCCCCUCAGCA